CCCCACCCAAAACAGACACCACUCAGACUACUUGGGCGACGGUGUGCAAUGGAGGACCUCUGCUGACGACUGUACGGAUUAAAGUUCAUCAGAUAUUUGUGAUUUGAGAUCAAGAACCAAGGAUAAAGGACCAUGACGGCAGCAUUCCUGGUGACUCUGUGUUGUGUUCUGUGGUCGAAUGCAGCAGUGUACAGCCAAACCCUAUCAACGACGGGCAUCAUUCAAGCAUCUCCCACUGUUGCUGUCAGUCUGUCAGAAAACAUCAUUCCUACUCAGUCACUCCAGGGUUCUGUUUCACCAAUAUAUGUAUCUGUAUCACCUACCAGUACUGCAGCAAUACAGGGUGCAAUGGCAUCCUCCCAGGCAGUACAACAGUCUGAAGCUCUUGCCAGUACCGGAACUGCCGCCCAAGCCACAGUAGUCCCUAGUCAGUCACUUCAAUUGUCGGCAGCACCACCAACAAUUGCCCCGAGCCAGUCAUUUCAAAUGUCUGUAGCUCCACCAGGAACAGUUGUCCCUAGUCAGUCACUUCAGGUGUCUGUAGCUCCUCUUGGAACUGUUGCACUAAGUCAGUCACUUCAAAUGUCGGCACCACCACCAACAGUUGUCCCUACUCAGUCACUACAAAUGUCUGUAGCUCCUCCAGCAACAGUUGCCCCUAGACAGUCGCUUCAAAUGUCGGCACCACCAGCAACAGUUGCCCCUAGUCAAUCACUUCAAAUGUCUGUAGCUCCUCCAGGAACAGUUGCCCCUAGUCAGUCUCUUCAAAUGUCGGCAGCACCACCAACAAUUGCCCCUAGCCAGUCACUUCAAAUGUCUGUAGCUCCACCAGCAACAGUUGCUCCUAGUCAGUCACUUCAAAUGUCUGUAGCUCCUCCUGGAGCAGUUGCACCAAGCCAGUCGCUUCAAAUGUCUGCACCACCACCAGCAGCUGUCCCUAGUCAGUCACUUCAAAUCUCUGCACCACCACCAACAGUUGUUCCUAUCCAGUCGCUUGAAAUGUCGGCAGCACCACGAACAGUUGCCCAAAGCCAGUCACUUCAAUUGUCUGCACCACCACCAACAGUUGUUGCCCCUAGUCAGUCACGUCAAAUAUCGGCAGCACCACCAACAGUUGUCCCUAGUCAGUCACUUCAAAUGUCGGCAGCACCACCAACAGUUGCCCCAAGCCAGUCGCUUCAAAUGUCUGCACCACCACCAACAGUUGUCCCUAGUCAGUCACGUCAAAUGUCUGUAGCUCCUCCAGGAACAGUUGCCCCUAGUCAGUCGCUUCAAAUGUCUGCAUCACCACCAACAGCUGCCCCUAGUCAGUCACUUCAAAUAUCUGUAGCUCCACCACCAACAGUUGCCCCAAGCCAGUCGCUUCAAAUGUCUGCACCACCACCAACAGUUGUCCCUAGUCAGUCACGUCAAAUGUCUGUAGCUCCUCCAGGAACAGUUGCCCCUAGUCAGUCGCUUCAAAUGUCUGCACCACCACCAACAGUUGUCCCUAGUCGGUCACGUCAAAUGUCUGUAGCUCCUCCAGGAACAGUUGCCCCUAGUCAGUCGCUUCAAAUGUCGGCACCACCACCAACAGCUGCCCCUAGUCAGUCACUUCAAAUAUCUGUAGCUCCACCACCAACAGUUGUUGCCCCUAGUCGGUCGCUUCAAAUGUCGGCACCACCACCAACAGUUGUCCCUACUCAGUCACUACAAAUGUCUGUAGCUCCUCCAGGAACAGUUGCCCCUAGACAGUCGCUUCAAAUGUUGGCACCACCACCAACAGUUGCUCCUAGUCAGUCACUUCAAAUGUCUGUAGCUCCUCCAGGAACAGUUGCCCCUAGUCAGUCUCUUCAAAUGUCGGCAGCACCACCAACAAUUGCCCCUAGUCAGUCACUUCAAAUGUCUGUAGCUCCACCAACAACAGUUGCUCCUAGUCAGUCACUUCAAAUGUCUGUAGCUCCUCCAGGAGCAGUUGCACCAAGCCAGUCGCUUCAAAUGUCUGCACCACCACCAACAGUUGUUGCCCCUAGUCAGUCACGUCAAAUGUCUGUAGCUCCUCCAGGAACAGUUGCCCCCAGUCAGUCGCUUCAAAUGUCGGCACCACCACCAACAGCUGCCCCUAGUCAGUCACUUCAAAUAUCUGUAGCUCCACCACCAAUAGUUGUUGCCCCUAGUCAGUCGCUUCAAAUGUCGGCACCACCACCAACAGUUGCCCCUAGUCAAUCACUUCAAAUGUCUGUAGCUCCUUUAGGAACAGUUGCCCCUAGUCAGUCACUUCAAAUGCCUGUAGCUGCUCCAGGAUCUGUUGCCCCAAGUCAGUCACGUCAAAUGUCUGUAGCUCCACCAGCAACAGCUGCCCCUAGUCAGUCACUUCAAAUAUCUGUAGCUCCACCAGCAACAGUUGCUCCUAGUCAGUCACCUCAAAUGUCUGUAGCUCCACUAGCAACAGUUGCCCCUAGUCAAUCACUUCAAAUGUCUGUAGCUCCUCCAGGAACAGUUGCCCCAAGUCAGUCACUUCAAAUGUCGGCAGCACCACAAACAGUUGUCCCUAGUCAGUCACUUCAAAUGUCUGUAGCUCCACUAGCAACGGUUGCUCCUAAUCAGUCACUUCAAAUGUCUGUAGCUCCUCCUGGAACAGUUGCACCAAGCCAGUCGCUUCAAAUGUCUGCACCACCACCAACAGUUGUCCCUAGUCAGUCACUUCAAAUGUCUGCACCACCACCAACAGUUGCCCCUAGUCAAUCACUUCAAAUGUCUGUAGCUCCACCAUCAAUAGUUGUUGCCCCUAGUCAGUCACUUCAAAUGUCUGUAGCUCCACUAGCAACGGUUGCCCCUAGUCAGUCACUUCAAAUGUCUGUAGCACCACCAGCCACAGUUGUCCCUAGUCAGUCACUUCAAAUGUCUGCACCUCCACCAACAGUUGCCCCUAGUCAAUCACUUCAAAUGUCUGUAGCUCCUUUGGGAACAGUUGCCCCUAGUCAGUCACUUCAAAUGCCUGUAGCUGCUCCAGGAUCUGUUGCCCCUAGUCAGUCACUUCAAAUGUCUGCACCUCCACCAACAGUUGCCCCUAGUCAAUCACUUCAAAUGUCUGUAGCUCCUUUGGGAACAGUUGCCCCUAGUCAGUCACUUCAAAUGCCUGUAGCUGCUCCAGGAUCUGUUGCCCCAAGUCAGUCACUUCAAAUGUCUGUGGCUCCACCAGCAACAAUUGCCCCUAGUCAGUCACUUCAAAUAUCUGAAGCUCCACCAGCAACAGUCGCUCCUAGUCAGUCACCUCAAAUGUCUGUAGCUCCACCAGCAACAGUUGCACCUUCUCUGCCGUCACAAACUGUUGCAGCACCUAUCAUAAGUGCCAGUGUUGCUGUUGUUUCCACCACAAUCCUACAAGAUUCUAUGGCACCAGUCAGCACAGCAGGUGUAGCAGUUAUCAUUUCACCAACCCAGUCACUGCAAACUUCUCCAACUGAGUCUAUGAUAGCAACACCCUCAGCUACUGCAGCCAUAACCGUCCAGCCAAGUGAAACUGUGACACCCCCAGUCACGACAUCUGCUGUGACUACAGCUGUGGUGACCCCUGCAUCAGUCUCCACUGAUAUCGAGUUGACGGCAUUCACUGUUGUUGAAAACAAGCCACCCAUGUUUUACCCAAAUAACAGUGUUAGCAUGGCAUUCGGCAUUACCCUUCGCAAUGGUGGGACAAGUGAUGUGCAGUCAAACCCGUCUGGCAACUUUGAGUUUGUUGUUUUCCUGGCCAACUCUUCUCAACCAGCUCAAACUCCUGCACCAGGACAGCUCAGUGUCAGGAUCACUUCCGCUGUGGAUGGAACAACAGGUGUGGCUCAGGGGGAUGUCACUGCUCUUGCCGCUGAAACCACCCUGAACACUCUAACUACAAGCAACUGUGCGGAAAUGACUCACGUCUGCCUUCGGAUGUUGGUGACUGGCAACUUCACAGACACUGAUGCUGCAAACAAUGAUCAAUGUCUGGCAUUUGGAAGUGGAAGCGGACAAGUUGGAGCUAAAGACUGCACAAAAUUGGUGGGCUCUUGCUCGGUAACCUGCCACACAAAAGCGUCCUGUCUGCUGCAGUCAGGGACAGGAGUGGGCGUGUGCACCUGCCAGUCUGGCUAUACAGGGGAUGGGGCCAGCUGUACUGAUAUCAAUGAGUGUACCAGUAACACUGCCAACUGUGCAGCGGACCGGGUGUGUCGUAACACGGAGGGUUCCUUCUCGUGUGACUGUAAGCCAGGAUUUACAGAGAAAGAUGGAACAUGUGAAGAGACCCAGGCCUACUCAGCCACUGUCCGCAUCACCAAUGAGGUUUUCGACUCUUCCCUAAAUGACCCCACCUCUACUCGCUUCAUGAAUCUCAAAGUCCAAGUCACCACAGUUUUUGUAGUCCUGUACACGAAGGCUCUUGGAUCAGACUUUGUGAGCGUCACAGUCACAAGCUUCACAAAUGGAAGUGUGAUUGCCAAUCAUGUUGUUAACACCAACAAGUCUUCCAAUGCGACGGCCAGCAGUAUUGGCAGCUCCCUGCAGAACGCCAUCAGCAGCAGCUCCAACCUGCCCUUCACUGUGGGCGGGGUGCAGGUGAAUGAUUUGGAUGAGUGUGCCUCAACAACCACCAACGACUGCUCGCAGUAUGCCAACUGUACCAACACCCCGGGGUCUUUCACUUGUGCGUGCCGCCAAGGUUUUCAAGACAGACAGCCUGCCAACCCAGGAAGGGCUUGCGGAGCUGAGUGUCCAGCAGACUACUGUAAAAACGGAGGGACAUGUAAACCUGUGGCAGGAGGGCUGUCAUGCACAUGUCCCAGUGGGUACAGUGGAGCACGUUGUGAGGAUGACGGUUCACGAUACCGUCUAACACUGGGUCUGGGAAUCUUUGCUGGUGUGCUUGGUGCGGUGCUGCUACUGGCAUGCAUGAUCUCUGCCCAUCUCUCAAACAAGAAGAAGAAGUCUAAAGAGUUAUGGGUGCACCCAACAAAAGUGCCGACCAAGAAAAGCUCAGAGCACGAAAGUUUGCCAACAUUCAACCCUAUCUAUGACGAGAGUUAUGUGUACAGCAACAAGGCAUUUCAGCUGGAGGAUUCUGCCAUGCCACGCCCCCCAGCCACGCUGCCAAGAUACGCACUCACGGCACCAAGGUUCAAGGGAGAUGUGCCAUUGUAUGAUGGUGGAUUCUCCUCCAGCACUAAAGAUGCGCCUGGCCGUGCUGGUGUUUACGAAGUACCGCCUGAACAGGACUACAACUCUGAUGAUGCAGAGUACGCUGCAAUUAACCCAGCCUAUGCCUUACCUACUGGGACCAUGAUGCCCACCAGUGACUCCUUCAGCCAGCCUGCUGCAUACGCUGAAUUUGAUCCCCUGGCCGCCAUCAUGCCAAACAGAGCUGCUACAGUCACGUCAAGCAAGGACGGAAAGGUCCAGACGGCCAAAUUGUCAUUCAAGUGAACACUUAAUACCAAGGGCACAAGCCAUCACAUGCAGUGACAGGACACAAAGAUAUUGCAGCAAACUGUAACAAUUUACUAGAGUCUAUACAAAUUAUGGUAUGUUGUAAAGGUAAAGGAGUACUACAUAGAGACCAUCUAGUACCAACUAGGUUUGUUUUAAAAACCUGGAAUACACAUUUAUCCAUCUUAACAGGUACUACGUGUAAUAGUACUGAAAUUCUAGCAAUCCUAUACUACACAAGGUUAAUCUUAACAUUAAAAGUGAGUUUUCCAUAAACCGUCUACCUCAUGAUGUAUUAACUGUUUAACUGGGCUCAUGCUCCUGGUUAAAUUGACAGCCUACCAUAACUGCCAGUUGAUGAUUAUGAAACUUUAAUAUGAAAACUCCAUCUAGCAUAACAGUAGCUGAGUCUACUACUUACUAUGUGGGAUUUGCUAUUAAAGAAACAACAUUUGUAUUAACAGUUCAGGUAUCCAAUUUGUAUCAUAAUUUUUAGCAGAUUUAUAAAUGUCUAAAACUUUUGUGUUCUCAAUAACAAAAAUGUUUGUUUGGAGUAAGCUGAACUCCAAGCAUAGCAUGUUGACGACUUUGAUUUGAUAUGGUAAGAUAAAUGGAAUGUGACUACUUGAUAACAUGACUAACAAUGUUACUGUGAUGUGUUAAUAAGGCCAAAUAUAUGAAUAAGGUCAGAUGUACAUGUAUAUGGUUAAGUAAAUGUAAAGUUGAUUGUUCCUAAUGAUGUUUAUAAGUCCUGCUGAGUUGAGGUUUAAGGUAUUGAUGGUAAUGGUAUUUGAUGUAAUCCUAUUAUAACGCCGUGCCCACCAACUAGUAAUGCCAGUCACAGGCAACAAUAGUCCACUUAUUGACAUUCACAUAGAACUAUUGUACUCUACUGACCCUGUGCUACUGACUUAAACUUAACUACUAGUUGUAUUUUGUAACCUUUUCUAAAUAAAGAUUUCAUCUACCUCUGA
This is a messenger RNA of Branchiostoma floridae (Florida lancelet), 6413 nucleotides long. RefSeq names its product proline-rich protein 36-like. NCBI's taxonomy places the organism in Eukaryota, Metazoa, Chordata, Leptocardii, Amphioxiformes, Branchiostomatidae. The record is from RefSeq and is a predicted model, not a curated record. The transcript is spliced from 16 exons. Gene Ontology annotation, molecular function: calcium ion binding. Bases 133 to 5436 code for a protein of 1767 amino acids.